AUGGAUUUAGUUGACAUGACAAAGUACAACGACAAGAACAAGGGAUACCGAUGGAUUCUAACAUCCAUCGAAAUACGAAGUAGGUAUGCAUUCACAGUACCAGUGUACAGGAAAAACGUGACGACAAUGAAGGACGCUGUCAGUAACUGUUUAGAGCAAUUUAAGAAUCAUUUUGGGAAGUACCCAAAAUUCAUUCAGUUUGAUCAAGGCACAGAGUUUUACAACAAAGAAGUAAAGUAAUUGCUCAAUAAACAUAACAUUGAGUUUUUCUCCACUUACUCAGACAAAAAGGCCGCAGUUGUGAAAAGAUUCAACAGAACACUUAAAGCACUAAUGUGGAGUACUUCUACAGUGCCAGAACAUAUAAAUGGUUAGACGUUCUUCAAGACUUAACCGAUAAUUACAACAGUUCAGUGAACAGAUCAAUUAAAACAACACCGGACAGUGUCAAUGAGUCCAACUGGACUGAAGUAUGGAAGACACUUUUUAGUCACGAUCUAGGUGAACCACCAGGACCAAAGUUUGUUGUCGGAGAAAGUGUCAGGAUCUCAAAGUACAAAUCAGUGUUCACAAAGGGGGAUGAAGCAAAUUUCGCAGAGGAGGUAUUCACUGUGAUGGAAGUGUAUCACAAACACCCAAACACGUACACAAUAAAAGACAGUGCUGAUGAACCAAUAAUUGGCAGGUUUUAUGAACAAGAACUGUAUAGCGCUGAAGGAAGAGAACCUGAUUUCAGAAUAGAGAAAGUACUAAGAAGAAGAACAGUGAAAGGUAAGAAGAUGUCUUUCGUUAAGUGGUUAGGUUAUGAUGACAAAUUUUAA
This is a messenger RNA of Paramuricea clavata, 821 nucleotides long. The record is from the annotation of a GenBank genome assembly. Lineage: Eukaryota; Metazoa; Cnidaria; Anthozoa; Malacalcyonacea; Plexauridae.